Molecule: messenger RNA, 1584 nt
Organism: Colletotrichum acutatum
Lineage: Eukaryota; Fungi; Ascomycota; Sordariomycetes; Glomerellales; Glomerellaceae
Product: high-affinity nicotinic acid transporter
Exons: 6
Coding region: 1-1584 (527 amino acids)
Biological process (GO): transmembrane transport
Cellular component (GO): membrane
Molecular function (GO): transmembrane transporter activity
Source: RefSeq, a predicted model, not a curated record
AUGAUCACCGGUUCCAUGAUGCGCGCGUCGAUACAGCCCGACGAAGUCCGGAUCGACCACGAUGCAACGGCCGCGAGCCGUAAGCAGCAAGCCAACGCAGCCGUGGCUCGAGCCAAUGUCGACAACCUACGAGAUGACCCAGAAGCUCGAGCGGCAGCCUUCCUGGUUCUCAUCGGCGUGAUGUUCAUGAUCAAGCAGAUUGACCAAACCAAUGCUGCAAAUGUUCGGGUGUUGCAAGCAGGGGAGUCGCGAAAUAUCAUGAAAGAGCUCGACAUGACGUCUGAUCAAUACAACUGGGUUGGAUCCAUCUACGGUAUUGCCUACAUUAUCUUCGAAGCGCCUAGUAAUCUUCUCUUAAAGCGUAUGAGUCCACAUCUUUGGCAGUCUCGUAUUUUCCUCACCUGGGGAAUCAUUACGGCCUGCCAAGCUGCAGCUCAAAAUCGGCAUGAACUUUACGCUAUGCGAUUUUUGCUUGGGAUGUUCGAAGCGGGUAUGUUUCCGGGCAUCAUGGCUCAUCUGUCUAGCUGGUACCGCACAGAUGAAAUAGGCAAGCCAGUGACCUGGUUCUUUGCCAUGUCCAACCUGGCGGGUAUUAUCGGAUCGCUCUUAUGCUAUGGUAUCAGCUACAUGAACGGAAUUCGUGGUAUUAGUGCUUGGAGAUGGGUGUACCUUCUCGAAGGACUGGCUACCAUCGUCUUUUCCGGUGUCGUAUUUUGGCUGCUACCAGACUACCCCAAGUCCCCGCGCAGCAGCCGCUUCCUGACAGAGAGGGAACAAGAGUUUGUAGAGGCAAGGUUACCGGAGAAUGCGCCCCUGACUAACGAUCCUGAUUUCGCCGGCAAAGAGAUUUGGGCAGUCUUACGAACACCAUUGAUUUGGUCAUUCAUGCUGUCGCAGACCCUCAUCAACAUUGGAGGAUACGCGUUGACAUGGUACUUGCCUACAAUUGUUACUAAUCUCGGCUUUGUGGGGCUGCCGAGGAAUCAGCUGUUGAACAUGCCUCCUGCGUUUGCCGCCAUCGUGGGCUUAAUAUUUUCAGCGUGGUUUAUGUCGAGAGCGUACAUCGUCCGGCCAGCCUAUAUCAUGAUCCUUAUGUCUGGCAUGGUUGUGUGCUUUGUUCUCUUCUUUACGAUUACCAAUCGGUAUGGCAUCUACAUCUCCUGCAUCUUGGGAACUUUGUUCUACCAAUCAUACUUCAUUCCAUUCUGGGCCUGGAGAUCUGCCACACUCUCGGGAUCCACAGGGACGGCCUUCACGCUUGGUCUUCAAUCAGGUAUAGCCCAGCUAGGCGGCGUUAUCGGCCCGCAGCUGUUCCAGUCCAAGUUCGCAUACAACGGUUACAAGACAAGCUUCGCGAUAGCAGCGGCGACAACUAUCGCCUCUUUUGUCGCCAACCUAUGGACAUGGUGGUUGACCAGGAAUACGGAGUACGAUGUGAUGCGAGUGAGAAGAAAGAUAUUGAAGGCGCGAAAACUUGGCAAGGUCAACUUCGAUGAUGAUAUUCGGGUAUUUGAGGAAAGACGGUUUUACGAUGGCUUUAAACGGCAGGGGGGAGACUCUGGCGAGGAAAGCUCACAAGCUUAG